This is a messenger RNA of Prosopis cineraria, 2179 nucleotides long. Its product is annotated as protein IQ-DOMAIN 21-like. The transcript has 5 exons. Gene Ontology annotation, molecular function: protein binding. The coding region runs from base 244 to 1641 and encodes 465 amino acids. Lineage: Eukaryota; Viridiplantae; Streptophyta; Magnoliopsida; Fabales; Fabaceae. The record is from RefSeq and is a predicted model, not a curated record.
UGCGCGGGCUUACAGUUAUUGAUUUCUCUCUCCGCUUAUCGCCGUGGAAGCAUUCUCUCAAAUGACCAAACUUCACUUCGGGACGAUUCUCAGACAUGCUGCACGCACUAUGUAAAGGCUCCACCCAAGUGAUCCAAAACACCGUAUUCAUAUCAGGUUUCUGAGAAUGUAUAUUUCGAGUCUUGACAUGGAUGAAUUUGUAAUAUAAAUGAUGGUAUCAAGAGGCCGAUCUUCUCGCCGGAGAUGGGGAAGAGAGGAGGCGGUUGGUUCUCGUCAGUGAAGAAAGUUUUCAAAUCGUCUUCUAAGGACUCGUCGGCGGCGGCGAGGAAGAAGGAUAACGAGAGAAGGCAGCCUGAAGUGGCAGAGGUCGUGUCUUUUGAGCAUUUUCCCGCGGAAAGUUCUCAUGACGACGUCACCAAUGAGAAUAGUAUCACAUCCACGCCGGUGACUGAAGAUAGAAAUCAUGCCAUCGUCGUGGCUGCAGCCACGGCUGCGGCUGCAGAAGCUGCAGUUGCAGCGGCUCAAGCAGCGGCAAGAGUUGUUCGAUUGGCAGGCUAUGGUCGCCACACUAAGGAAGAAAGAGCAGCAACUCUCAUUCAAUCAUACUACAGAGGCUACUUAGCUCGACGCGCUCUGCGUGCCUUGAAAGGAUUGGUGAGGCUGCAAGCACUUGUGAGGGGCCAUAAUGUGCGGAAGCAAGCGCAAAUGACAAUGCGGUGUAUGCAAGCAUUGGUUCGAGUACAGGCAAGAGUGAGAGCUCGCCGAUUCCAGUUGACCCAAGAGCAGCUUCAGAAGACAGAGGACGAGUAUUGCGAGGAGAGAGAACUUGAGCAACAGGUGCCAAAGCCUAUGAGUCCCAUGAAAAGAAUUGACAUGAACAGGUGGGACAAUAGGCGUCACAGCAGCCACAAAAUCCAGGAAAAUGAUGCCAGGAGACACGAAGCCGUAAUGAAGAGGGAAAGAGCUCUUGCCUACGCUCUCAACGGUCAGCAACAGCAGAAGCCAUUUCUGCACUCAGACCCGAAUGACGAUGAUGAUGGAACCUUCAAUUACAACAACGCGCGUGAAAAGGCCCCGUGGGGUUGGAACUGGUUGGAGCGUUGGAUGUCAUCACAACCGUACAAUGUUAGGCACGCGGGGCCACGCGAGACAUCUUACAUGACCCUUGCCACAACAACCACCACCACCGACGACGACAUGUCUGAAAAGACGGUGGAGAUGGACAUGGUCGCACCCUUAGGCUCAAGUAACGUCAGCGCCAUGGGCCUAAUGAACCAGGAGUUUCUCGAUCCAAGAGCAAUGUCCAAUAGAAAACACCAUCGACAAUUCAGCCUAAACGUGCCAAGCUUUAUGGCUCCAACCCAGUCUGCAAAAGCCAAGGUGAGAGGUCAAGUCCCGAUCAGGCCGAAUGGCUCUCCUGGGCCCCAGUGGAACUCAUCCACAAAAAGAGGCCCUGGAAUUGGGUCGGUCUGUGACUCUUCAAGCUCUGGAGGAGGAACGUCCAAUCACAAGUUCCCGAGGAGCCCAAGCCCAAAACUCAAUGGGAGUCGCCCGCAGUCUAGGCGGAUUGCAGGUGGCAGCCCAGAUUAUUCUGGGCUUGAGGAUUGGGCAGUUCCCCUCGGAGGCCAUGGUUGGGCGUGAUUUUAAAAACAUGCUAAUUAUUAUGCUAGCGCGGAAUUGGAAUGCGUGGUGGAGCUUUUCGUUCAUAUUUAUGAAGGAUUUCGUUCGCGUCAAAUUUUGAGAUUGCUGUGGAGGAAACCUGUUUCAUAUUCUGUUUACAGUUUACUUGUAAGAGAAUAUUCUUCGUGUGUUUGCAUUUCUCCAGUAAAAAUGUACAUGUGCUCCUGAAUGCAGUGGGAAAGGGUGAAGGCGCCGUUAAUGCUGUUCAUGGACGAUGGUGUGUGAUGUGUCUCGCUUCAACAAUUCUUCUCCCGCUCUUAUCGGAACUUCACAAACCCAAUUAGCUGUGUGAGGCUGAUAUACCUGUGGCGUGGUUGGUCAUGGACUCAUGUAACUUGUGCGAUAGUUAUGGUCAAAAUAAAGUAUCAUUAUUUGUCCAGCCUCCUGGCUAUACUGCCGCAUCUGUGAACUCUGGACUUGGAUUGCCUGCCAAACUUUUCUGAUUAGCUUCUUGAAUAUGUUCAUUUAAUGAAGUUUUUUUUUAAUAUUACUCUUUUAA